Gasterosteus aculeatus aculeatus (three-spined stickleback) is the source of this 1151-nucleotide messenger RNA. The record is from RefSeq and is a predicted model, not a curated record. Lineage: Eukaryota; Metazoa; Chordata; Actinopteri; Perciformes; Gasterosteidae.
CAAAUAUUUUCACUAUUGCCAUUAUUGCUGUACCUGCUAAUGCGUUUGUGAAAGUCAUGACAAUUUUUUGUUUGUUAGACAAAGUCAUGCAAAGCCGCAAAAAAAACAACCAUAACACUUAAAGGCACCACUACAGAGAGGACACGGACAAUAAUACAACCUCAUCUUGAGCUGCAGACCAGCGACCAUGGAGAGAAUCAUCGUCUUACUUUUUCUCUGUACAGCUGUUGAGGCGUUUGUGGGAAAGCACAUUUUUGUUAAAGAGAAAAAAAACUGGUCCGAAGCUCUGGAUCACUGUAGAACCCACUAUACAGAUCUUUCCUUUGUUAUUAGCCAGAGUGACCAAGACAGGCUCCAAUCAGCGUCAGAGGGAACAUUUUGCAAAGGAUGGAUCGGACUCCAACAAGAUACAUCAGGCAGCACUGCUGCAUGGAUGUGGUCAGCAGGCGGACGCGUUACGUACGAAAACUGGAGGAACGGAGAACCAAAUAACUUUAAAGACGCUGAGCACGUUGGAGAGGUCCUUCGUAAUGGAGAAUGGAAUGAUAAUGAAGAGGAACAAUCCAGUCCUUUUUACUGCAUCAAUAUAACCGUGGUAGUAGAGGAGAAGUCCUGGGAGGAGGCUCUGCAGCACUGCAGAGAGAACAAAGCUGACCUCAGCAGCCUGCACUCUGACACGGAAAACAUUGCGGCCGGCAAAGACCAGAAGGGCGUCCGCACCACGGAGCUGGUGUGGAUUGGUUUGCGCUUCCUGGCGGACCGCUGGCUGUGGGUGAACGGGGACCCUCUGGAGUACGAGGCCUGGCCCAAGGGAGGGGUCCAGGACCACCAGUGUCCAAUGCAGAACCGCUGCGGGGCUUUAAACAAAGAAGGGCUGUGGGUGAACAGGGACUGUGAGGAGAAACUCAACUUCAUCUGCUCCUAAUAUGUCUGAGGAAUUAAAAUAGAAUGACAACUGAUGCUCAUACUGACUUGUAAUGCAAAAGUUAACCUAAAUGCAGGAUGAAAAUCCUACUUUACACUAGAUAAUUAUGUAGAAUCAAAUCUGAACUGUCAUGUUUUUUCAAUAUAUGUAUUUCUGCUGUGACGUAAUAAUCCUUUCUUUGCUUGUACGACGAUUUAAACUCUUUGAAGACCCUGAUAACUGCUAA